Molecule: messenger RNA, 1850 nt
Organism: Glycine soja
Lineage: Eukaryota; Viridiplantae; Streptophyta; Magnoliopsida; Fabales; Fabaceae
Product: protein WVD2-like 4
Exons: 9
Coding region: 368-1408 (346 amino acids)
Molecular function (GO): microtubule binding
Source: RefSeq, a predicted model, not a curated record
AGUGACAGUUACGGAGUGGUAGAAAAGUCAUUGUGGCAGUUCCUCUCAAUCCAUUUAUCCCAUUCAUUGAAAGCUAGUCUUUCCACAAAACAAAUCUUGAGUUUUCUCUUUCACACCUUUCAAAUUCAACAACUAUAUAAUCGAUCACACUUUAAAAGUCUUCUCUUAUUGUGCUCAUAAUCCAAACCACCAUCAAUACUCACAUUCUACUCUGUUCUGUUCUGUCUUCUGCACUGCCAAUUAUAAGCACAAUACAACACAACACAAUCUUUUAGUUCGUUACGCGAUCUCCAUUUCACUGUUUGUCCACGUGAGUCUUGUUAUUAAAUCAAGUCCAGUACUCAAGAACCACAAGUUUUAGAGCACAAUGGAAUCUGAAAACAGGGUUGCUGUGGAGGUAGAGAAACGUAUUAUUGGGGUAACAACCAAGGUGGAGAAUAUAAAGAAAGAAGUAGAAAAUGACUGUAAUGGCGCAGAAAUUCAGACUAAGAAUGAAGUUUCUAAACCCACAGUGGAUGCUAAAGGCCCCAUUUCUGCUGGUGACAAAGUUGUAAUUGAAGCCUCUAAAACUUCUGCAAAUAAAAAUUCAAAAGGUGCCAAGGAAACUGGUGGUAGAGCAAGUGUUGCUUCCAGGAGCAACAAAUAUGCCAAAGACAAACCCAUUUUGAAGGGUCCAAUUUCAAUAUCUCAAAAACUAAGGCCAUCCCUUUCACAAAGCCUUUCUUUCCCAGCCAAAUCAGCUGGUGAAGAUGCUAUGCAGAAAAGCAUUGAUGGGUAUCUUGUGAAGCCAAAAGUUAGACAUAUUCAAGGUAAUGGGAUCAGAGGUGAGGGCCACAUUCGUCAUUUAAACAAGUCAACAAACUCUGAAGGCAACUCCCUGGCAAAAACCAACACUGGCAUGCCUGCUUUGAAACGCUCUGCGUUUGGUAGGUCCACUACAGUUACUGCAUUCACCAAGAGCCAAACUUCUGAGGCAUCGUUACCCGUUGAUCAGGUGUCAAGCACAGCAAAAACUGCAAAAGCAAAUAAAGAGGAUGAUGAUUCUCAUUCCACAACUUCCAGAAGUGCUACCCCUUGUCUGAGAAGCAAUGGAAGUGGAUUUUCCUUUAGAUUGGAAGAAAGAGCUGAGAAGCGGAAGGAGUUUUUCUCAAAAAUUCUAGCCAAGGAAGCAGAGAAAACUAACCUACAAGUUAAAUCAAAGGAAAACCAAGAGGCAGAGAUCAAGCUAUUGAGGAAGAGCAUGGCAUUCAAAGCAACUCCAAUGCCAAGUUUCUAUAAGGAACCACCUCCCAAAGUUGAGCUGAAGAAGAUACCAACAACACGCCCAAGAUCCCCAAAGCUUGGCAGGCACAAAGAACCUACUAUGAACAACAAUUCAGGAGAAGAUAAGUCUUAUCUUCGGACUUGAUAAUAAAGAUGUGGUUUCAAAGAAACCAAUCCGGAAAACCCAAGCCAAGCUGAAUUCUAAGGAAAAUGUAACCACAGAAAACAAAGAAGAAUGCCAAGAUCCACAUGAUGUUAACAAUUCUGAAUGCAAAAAUGAAAUGGAGUUACAAUCUGAAACAGUUCAUGCACCAAAUAGUGCACUGCUUCUAAAUUGAACAACACCCGAACUUGUGUCAUAUAAGGUUACUGUUGGAGUGUAGAUUUAUAUCAUCGGACUUGAUAAUUAUGUAAGAUUAGAGCCCUAUGUUGUCAACUAUUUCAUUAUCAUUGUGAAUAGAGGUUGGUUCAUGUUCAUCAUAAACGUGUAUUGCAAAUAAGAGUUGUUUUAUUAUGUUGAGCUUUUACCCUCCGUGAUGUACAUUAAAAUGCCUUAUUAAUUCAUUAUUUAGCAAGUCGUCCAUGUA